AUGGUUUAUCGAGGCAAGCCAAGUGCUGCUUGUGAGAGAUGUCGGUCAAGACGAUUGAAGUGCGACCAAAGUAUACCGUCAUGCUGCGCAUGUAUCAGGGCCAAAGUGGAAUGUCCUGGAUAUCGAAACCGCCUUGAUUUAAGCUUCCGGGACCAGAAUGAGGAGGUAAUCAGUCGGGCUCAACGCGCCGCAAGGAAGAAACGGCCUGUUGCGAUCACUCCUCCAAGCACGGAAGCGUCUUUCUCGUCUAGGGCUUUGAGCUUUUCUCCGACAAUCAAUAAUUUGGAUUACCCGGCACAAGAUCUAGCGAAAGGUUAUUUCUUUUCUCAUUACAUUACUGGUGGCCUCUCAAAGGGGCAUAUGGCUUACCUCGUGCCUCUGAUUACCGAUCCCGCCAAUGGAGCGGUGAAUUCUGCGCUGAAUGCGGUUGGGCUGGCCGCUUUGUCCAAUAUUCGACUAUCACCUCAAAUGAUGUUGAAAGCGCGACAUGAGUACACCAAGGCGUUAUCGGAGACCAACAAGGCAUUGGCUAACAUCACGAUGUCAAAGAGGGAUGACACUCUGGCCGCAGUGGUCUUGUUAGGCAUGUUUGAGUGUCUGACUUGUUCCGAUGGUUCCUUCAUUGACCGUUGGAUGAAACAUAUGGAGGGUGCGACCAGAUUGAUAGAAUUCCGGGGCGUUGAUCAAUUGACCCGGAAGGAAGGAUUGGACUUGUUUACCCAGUUACGUGCACAAAUUCAUAUUGGCAAGAUCUACCAAGAAAAAUACAGUUCGCCGCUCCUUUUCACCUUGUCUGAGAAAGCAAAGGAAUACCGAGACCCAAAUGAUCAUAUUAUUGAUGAACUAGGCCUGGAAGUCAUCCGCUUGAGUAAUUUCUGCGCUUCAAUGAAGGACGGAAGCGUUACAGAUCCUGGCGAGAUUAUUCGUGCGGCCUUGACCAUCGAUGCGAAUCUCACAUCACUUUUCAUUACGGUCCCAGCUUCUUGGAACUACAGAAUAGUCAAGGUUCCUAUCUUCAACGGGGAAGCCAUCACUCGAGCCGUCUGGGGAGAUAGUUACCAUAUCUAUGAGAAUCUUGCAGCAAGCAGCAUGUGGAAUAACUACCGCUCCGCCCGAAUUCUCGUCCACGAAUUGAUCAUCGACACCGUGAAGCGCCUUGAUGCAUUCACAUCGGAAGAGACCCAUCGUCGGCAACAACGUGCGUUGGCGAGUCAAAGCCGACUUAUUGCCCAUCAAUUGGUGGAAGAUAUAUGUUCCAGUGUACCCUUUAAUCUUGGUGCAGGAUCAGAAACUAAUGAUGGCAAUGAUAUUGAGGCUUCCGCCCCAUUUCAGGUGACAGCAGCAGGGGGGUUCAGUCUGAUGUGGCCUUUAUUGAUUGCUGCUAACUCCGGACUCGCGUGUCAGGAGCUUCGUCAGUGGAUUAUGAACUGCCUGGAUAAGAUCGGUCAUUCUAUGGGCAUCAAUCAAGCAUUAGCUAUGGCUCAAGUCUUGCGGCGAGGAAUGAGCUCCCGAGCAUUAUCACUGGAAGAGAGUGCUACAACCAUCAGCGACUGCUACAGUGGAGUUGUAGAGGAUUAG
Molecule: messenger RNA, 1578 nt
Organism: Penicillium malachiteum
Lineage: Eukaryota; Fungi; Ascomycota; Eurotiomycetes; Eurotiales; Aspergillaceae
Product: Zn(II)2Cys6 transcription factor domain-containing protein
Exons: 4
Coding region: 1-1578 (525 amino acids)
Biological process (GO): regulation of DNA-templated transcription
Molecular function (GO): zinc ion binding; DNA-binding transcription factor activity, RNA polymerase II-specific
Source: RefSeq, a predicted model, not a curated record